AUGAGCUCAGAAAAUAUCGUAGUUGGUGUGUCGAAUUUGCCCAACCAGCGCUUCAAAAUAGUGUCUGAACAAGGUGGAACAUUCACUUUGAUGGUAUGCGGUGAAUCAGGACUCGGAAAGACCACAUUCAUCAAUACGCUAUUCCAGACUACUCUGAAACAUGCAGACCCACAUCAGCGUCGCAACCAACCUAUCAAAAAAACCGUGGAGAUCGACGUGUUACGUGCCGUUUUGGAGGAAAAGAACCUCUCUUUGAGAGUCAACGUUAUUGACACGCCCGGGUUUGGCGAUAACGUCAACAAUAACAAAUCGUGGCAGACCAUUGUGGACUUCAUCGACGAACAACACGACUCGUACAUGCGUCAGGAGCAACAGCCGCAUCGUGACGUGAAAUUCGAUCUCAGAGUGCACGCAGUGCUGUACUUUAUCAGGCCCACCGGUCACGGGCUCAAACCGCUUGAUAUCGAGACCAUGAAACGUCUCUCAACGCGUGCCAACUUGAUUCCCGUCAUUGCCAAGUCAGACACACUAACGGCCAAAGAAUUGCAGGAGUUCAAGCUACGGAUCAGACAGGUGGUCGAGGCUCAAGAAAUCCGUAUUUUCACUCCGCCACUGGACGAAUCCGAUUCUCCUGACCCUGCCGUUAUGGAGCAUGCCAGACAACUGAUUGAAUCGAUGCCAUUCGCUGUUAUUGGUUCGGAGACCAAAUUCGAUAACGGCCAAGGAACCAUGGUCCCUGCUAGAAAGUACCCAUGGGGCAUUGUUGAGGUGGAAAACGACAACCAUUGCGACUUCCGCAAACUGAGAAGUUUGUUAUUGAGAACAAACCUGUUGGAUUUGGUGCUCUCGACGGAGGAAUUGCACUACGAAGCUUACAGAAAGCUACGUUUAGAAGGGUCUGGAGCCUCUGACGAUCAAUCCGUACCGGUACGUGCGCCUGCAAGAAAACUGUCCCACAACCCACAAUUCAAAGAGGAAGAGAACGCUUUGAAGAAGUACUUUACAGACCAAGUGAAGGCCGAAGAGCAAAGAUUCAGACAGUGGGAACAAAACAUUGUGAAUGAGAGAAUUAGGCUGAACGGCGAUCUCGAAGAUGUUCAAUCAAAGGUCAAAAAAUUGGAAGAGCAAGUCAGAACUCUGCAAUUGAAACGGCAUUAA
Lachancea meyersii CBS 8951 is the source of this 1158-nucleotide messenger RNA. Lineage: Eukaryota; Fungi; Ascomycota; Saccharomycetes; Saccharomycetales; Saccharomycetaceae. The record is from the annotation of a GenBank genome assembly.